This is a messenger RNA of Dentiscutata erythropus, 1944 nucleotides long. The record is from the annotation of a GenBank genome assembly. Lineage: Eukaryota; Fungi; Glomeromycota; Glomeromycetes; Diversisporales; Gigasporaceae.
AUGAUAGAAACUGAAGGAAGAGAUGCAGAGGAUAUAUGGAAAGAUUACAAAACAUUGUUCAAUACUAAUAACUUAAAUAAAUUGGAUGUAACAGAGUUCAACCGAGUACUUGGUGUAUUUGUAAAAAACCUCACAAUUCCUGGGGCUUAUGGGAAAAUGUUGUCAAUAUUCCAAGAUAUGCGAGAUAUGGCCAAAGUGAAACCGGAUGAGUCUACAUAUAACAUUAUGAUGUCCAUGUACUUGAAGAAAAAAGAUUUCAAAGGGAUUAAUCUUUGUUUUGGUGAUAUGCAAAAACAAAAUAUUCUUCCAAACACCAUAACUUAUAAUAUAAUGAUAAAAGCUAUUAGCAAACUCGACAAAUCCGAUACUGCAAUGGCUCUUUAUAGUGAAAUGGUUGAGAGAAAAAUAAGGAGGAAUGAAAAAACUUUCACCAUGUUGUUUUGUGCGUGUUCCGCUAGACGUAACGUUCCUCAAGCUCAUCAAUUUUAUAGAAUUAUGCUUAAUGAAGGAUUACAACCUGAUAUUUACACUUAUAAUGCUUAUAUUAACGUAAUUGCAAGGAAUGCAAAGGAUUUAAAAGAAUUGCAGAAAGCGAUGGAUGUUAUUAAACAAAUGAGAGAACAAGGUGUAAAUCCGACACUAGUAACAUAUAAUAUUCUUAUAAAAGCUUUACAAGCAAUGGGAAAACGUACUGAUGCAUUACAUCUUUUCAAUCAAAUGGAACUCGAAGGCGUAAAACCAAAUUCCUCUACUCUCGAAGGGAUUGGCAUAACUGGAUUACAAGCUUUAUUAAAACUGAGAAAUACUUAUAAAGUAACUCCAAGCCAUACAGAUUUCAACACUUGUAUGGAUCAAGCCCUCAAAGAAUCAAAAUAUACUGACGCUAUGGAAAUUCUUUCAUAUAUGCAAGAGUCUGGGUUCAAACCGAAUGUUUCAACCUAUUCUAUAUUAAUGAAUGCGCAUAUUAGACAGAAUGACAUGAUUAGAGCCAUGGGAUUAUUUACUGCAAUGAAGAACGACAACGUUGAACCUGAUAAUUAUAUUUAUGCUUCUCUUAUUGAUGGUUUUGUGGCACAGAAUGAUGUCGAACAAGCUUUCACAUUAGUGAGUCACAUGUUAGAAUCCAAAAUUGAGCUAAAUAAAAUGACCAUAAAUAGAUUAAUAGAUACUGCUUCAAAGUCUAAGGAUCCUAAAUUGGUUCAAAGAGUUUUUGAACGAAUAGAAAGAUUAACGGUACCAAGUAAGGAUGCUUGUGAAAGAGUUCUCUGGCGAAUCGCUCAAUCAUAUGAUAUACCCGUAGUGGAAAAAUAUUUAAAGAUAAUGAAUAAGCAUAAUCAUAUUAUUAAUAGAGAAACAUUUACUGCAAUAAUCACGGGUGCAAGUAAAGGUUGCAAUUUAACUCAGGCCAGAUAUUGGUAUAAUCAAAUGAUUGAACAAGGAAUUUCGCCAGAUCAUAUGCUGCUUUCUAUGAUGAUAAGAGCCCAUGCCGAUGAUGCAAAAGAAAUCGAUAAAACUUUAUCAUUAUGGAAUGAUUUUCAUUAUUUUGGCAUUGCACCUGAUGAUGAUGACAUUAUGUAUGUGUUAAAUUUGUGUGCAGAGACAAGUCAUUGGAGAGACGAAAUCAAAAUUCUUGGUCAAUUGAAGGAGUUGGGUUAUGAUGCUGAUUCAUACAAAGCAAGAAUAACGGAAAAGAAACAACAAUCUAACGACGGAACUGAAUCAAAGAUGGAUCCGGAUGAAGAAUAUUAUGAAGAAUACGGUGAGUACCUUAAAACAAGAUCGGCUAAUACGUCUAUUAUAAGGGUGAAAGAAAGGAUGCAAAAAUGGGUUCGAGAUAUAGCGAAAAUAAGUUCUCAGAAAAUGGAUGAUAACGCUAAAAGUAGAGUUGAACAAUGGACUCCUUACAGAAAACCUCAAUUACCCAUAAUGGGGACGAAAGGUUAA